GUUAGGCAUUGUGGCUGGGGCCGCGCGCGUGCGCACUGGUGGUCCUGCUCUGCCUGGGCCUGCCGGGAUGAGCUGCGCCUCGGGGCUGCAGGCGGACUGCGAGGCGCUGCUGAGCAGCUUCCAGGAGACGGAUAAUGUCCGCUUCGAGGUGUUCUCCGGCCUGUGGCGGGACCGCCGCUUCCACACCAUCUUCCAGUGAGACACCCGGCAGCCUCCCUCCUCCGCCCCGUGAGGGAUCCGGCUUCGUCCCCGCACCCCUCGUGAGAGACCCGGCACCCACUCGCACCCCCCCCCCUGGUCAAACAAGGCCUUUAGAGAAGAAUAAGUUUACACAGAAAGUGUUGGAUCUGGCAUGGCGAUACUUCUUGCCUCCUUACACUUUCCAGAUUCGUGUUGGUGCUCUGUAUCUUCUGUAUGGAUUGUACAGUACGCAACUCUGUAAGCCAAAACAAAAGAUCAGAGUUGCACUCAAGGAGUGGCUUGAAGUUCAGAGAUUUCAACAGGAUCUGAUAAAUGCCCAGCAUUAUGAUGCAGCGUACAUAUUUAGGAAGCUGAGACUAGACAAAGCAUUUCACUUUACAGCAAUGCCCAGACUUCUGUGCUUCAGAACUAAGAAAAAGAUUCGGGAAACUGAACUUAAAGAGGAAUUUAAGGAGCUAAGUAACCGAGUAAGCAGGCUCAUCACUAAUGAUGUGUUGGAGGAAAUGAUGAAUGUUCAUGACCACUAUCAGAAAAUGAAGUGUUUGAUCUCCACUGACGGAUCCCAGCCGGACAAGGCUCUGAGCUUGAUAAAGGAUGAAUUUGUAAUUAAUAUUAAGAAUAUGAUUUUGGAAUAUCAGCAAUGGCAACAGGACAAAAUGAAAUCCUCCUCAAAGGCUAAAGAUAGUGACGAAAUGACUGACAAAAAGGAAGGAGGGACUUCUCAAGACUCAGAAGGUUCUGAAAGAGCAAAUGCACUGGCUAAAAUCAAAUACAAGUCCUAUAAUGCAGUUGCUGAGGCCUCCAAAUCAAGAAGGCACCGUCAAGUUAAACUAGAAUCUUCUGAAUCUGGGUCUGAUCAGGGAAAAAUGAAAACCCCCAGGUGUACAAGAAGCAGAGAGAGGUCACAGUUGACACAGAAGAGAAACUCAUUGGAAACCAAAGAUAGGAGACAAGCAAUAAAGAAGGAAGCCGUUACUCGGAAUCGUAGGAUGCCUGUAAUCGCAGAAGAAGAGAAUUCUAGUGAAGAAGAUCUUCCAUGCCCUAAAAGGAAAAGAACCCGUUAAGAAAGGAUCAAGUUGAAGAAUUUCUUAUGUGAAUUAGACUGUUAGAUUUUUUUUUAUGGUCAAAUAUAAAUGUCUAAAACAACUUUGUAAAUUAUUUGAUUUGGUCAUCUCUGUGCAGCCAUAUCAAAUGAAGUCACAAAGCAAAAAUUACUCUUACUAGAACUACAGGUUAUGUGGAACUGUAAAUAGUGACUUCAGUAUAUGUUGUGUAAUGGUACAACCAAGGUGACGGUAGAGUGGAGUGGAAACUUUUUCUCCCAAAAACUAAAUUGUAUAUGUGUCCUUGUACCUGUAUUGGAAAUGGUGAGGGGCAGAGGGCUGCUUUUUUGUUUUGUUUAGCUUUUGCCAUGUGAGUUGACAUUUAUAACUCAUUCCCAUUUAACACAAAUAACAGAAUCUACUAAAAGAACACUCCGAGUAUGUACGCUAUAUGGAUGAAUAUUUUGUACUUGUGCUAUCAGUACUCUUACAACCUCUGAACGUAACUGUUAAUUUUGUAAUGUUAGUGACUAUUUAAGAUUACUAAGUGCAAUAAAUGAUUUUUUUUUACUAA
Chelonia mydas (Green sea turtle) is the source of this 1818-nucleotide messenger RNA. It is a transcript of the gene SNAPC1, whose product is annotated as small nuclear RNA activating complex polypeptide 1. Lineage: Eukaryota; Metazoa; Chordata; Testudines; Cheloniidae. The transcript has 10 exons. The record is from RefSeq and is a predicted model, not a curated record. Gene Ontology annotation, cellular component: snRNA-activating protein complex. Gene Ontology annotation, biological process: snRNA transcription by RNA polymerase II; snRNA transcription by RNA polymerase III. Gene Ontology annotation, molecular function: sequence-specific DNA binding. The coding region runs from base 135 to 1265 and encodes 376 amino acids.